Fusarium mangiferae is the source of this 993-nucleotide messenger RNA. RefSeq lists its product as uncharacterized. NCBI's taxonomy places the organism in Eukaryota, Fungi, Ascomycota, Sordariomycetes, Hypocreales, Nectriaceae. The coding region runs from base 1 to 993 and encodes 330 amino acids. The record is from RefSeq and is a predicted model, not a curated record. The transcript has a single exon.
AUGUCACCUCUCUACACCAAGUCAUGGGCCCCAGCUCACAAGGAGAUCAUCGAUAUCGGUGGAUCGACCCUCAACACUACCUUUGACACUCAGUUGCCUAGCGCCUUCAAAGGAGAGGGCUACUUCUCAAAGGAGGUUGCAUACACUACCGGCAUGCACCAUUGGUGCGAGAUUGCUGAUACCUCAUACCAAACUACGGAUGAACUUAGCAUCAUCAAGUCUACUGCUUCCGAUGUCGUCAAAGACAUGCCAGCUACCGGUGCUGUAAUCAUCGACCUUGGAGCUGCCAACUCCCGAAAGUUCGUUCCCUAUGUCGAGGCUUUCAUCCAGCAGGGCAAGCCUUGUAUCUACAUCGCUCUCGACCUCUGCAAGGAGUCUCUGACCAAACAUGUCAACAAGUCCGCCGCCGACUUCCCUCAAAUCACCUGCAUUGGCCUGUGGGGUAACUUCAUCCAGGGUGACAAGUACUUCGCUACUCUCCCCAACCCCCGAAUCUUCUUGUCGCUCGGCUCUAUCUUCUUCAAUGCACCGGACCAGAUGUGCGUUGAUCGAUGCAAUGAGUUCUCCAAGCACCUCUCUGGAUCCCCCUACUCAAAGUUGAUUGUCGGUCAGGAUGGUCCCUCCGGCACUGAGGCCUCGUCCACUCAUGCUGCCUACCAGACUAAGGCAUACGAUGCAUUCUUCAUCUCUUACCUCCAGGGUAUUCAGACCCACGCCGACAUUGACGCCAACCCUCGCAUCGCCUGGACCUACGAGUCGAAGCUUGACAACUCCAUGCACUACUUCAAGGUAGUCGCUCAGCACGACAUGGUCUGUCGCCGCUACAACGACUACUUCAUUCAGAAGGGUACGGUCUAUACCAUGUUUCCCUCUUGGAAACGUGGAGAGGCCGAGAUCCAUGCCAUCGCCAAGGCUCAGGGCCUAGACGUCAAGACUCUCGGCAAGGCUGCAAACUCUGGCAUGCGCCAGUAUCUCAUUCAGCCUCGCAUUUAG